This is a messenger RNA of Scatophagus argus, 7443 nucleotides long. RefSeq names its product SH2B adaptor protein 3 (gene sh2b3). Gene Ontology annotation, molecular function: transmembrane receptor protein tyrosine kinase adaptor activity. The transcript has 8 exons. Lineage: Eukaryota; Metazoa; Chordata; Actinopteri; Scatophagidae. Bases 1845 to 4061 code for a protein of 738 amino acids. Gene Ontology annotation, biological process: intracellular signal transduction. Gene Ontology annotation, cellular component: plasma membrane. The record is from RefSeq and is a predicted model, not a curated record.
AAAAUUAGUUUUUUAAAUAAUUCAGAUGACAGUCGCGAUUGAGUUGCAGAGUGGACAACCUCGCUACCAUUCAUAUGUGGGCAAUUAUUUUUUAUCUUUGAUUUAUCUGCUGAUUAAUUGCUUGAAUAAUCCUUUGUGUUAAUUGUAUUCCUGUCACAGGCUCCAUCUUCAAAUUGUUAGUUUUGUCCGACCGACGUGAAGAUAGCCGAUUUUGCAAUUAAAGUACACACAUUUAAGAAUGUUUGGAAUUUUUACUUGAAAAAUUACUUUUGAAUUACUUGACUGUCAAAAUAUUUGCUGAUUAUUUUGCCAACUAAUCCCUUAAUGGACUAAUUUGUAUUCUAAUUUGUCAGACCUCAUGUCAGAGGUUCAGAUGAGGAGACUGUUGUGUAUUUCUUUAAAUGUCAGUCAGAAGCUGCUUUCCAGGUCAACUGCUUUUUUUCUUGCACCUGUUUGACUCAUGCAUCUGACCAGUGAAGGCAAAUGACAUUGAAGUGUCACAGAUGUCACUGUCUGUUCUCUGUUUGAAACAACAGGGACUGAGCUGUAGGCUCUGUAGUCUGACGGCCAUAGGUGGUGCUUACAGUCUCAUUUGUUUGGUUAAACUUUAUAUUUUUUUCUUGCCAGCAAACCUGCAACUGAUGCUGCUUGUUCGCUCAGGCUGCUUGUGGUGUUGAUGCUGCAGGAAAAGCUGCGCCAGAUUUCUGUGAAACAGAUGAGAGGGAAGAAGAAAGCAAUCUGUGUAUGUGCGCGUGUGUGUGUGCGUGUGUGUGUGUUUCACAGUGAAGAAUGUAGGCAUUGAUAAAGAGGAGGAGGAGGGACUGAUGAGUAAGGUGAGGAAGACAGGAAGGAGGGAAUGCAGGGACUUUGUCUCUAUUGUCCCAGAUUCUUCUGUCAUCCCCUGCUGAAAACUGUCUAGCAAAACAAUAAUAUGAUAACAGAGCACUAAGUUGAGGUUGAGGAGACCCAAAACUGCAUUGGCCUUUUAUGUUUUCCCUCAAAAGUUGACCGUUGCCCUCUUAGGCCCUCAGUCAAGGUGAAAGUAAAGGAAGCAUGAAUCCAAACACAUCUGGAGAUCCUCAUACUGGAGGACACAGAUGAUCAAAAGAAAGGGAAAACCAUGGGAACGGAGAUGGCCAAGCCCCCAGAGGAAUACGGCGGGAGGAAGUGUGUGUGUGUGUGUGUGUGUGUGUAUAUGUGCAUGUGCGUGCGUGCGUGUGUGUGUGUGUAUGUUCUGUAGUGAGUCAGUGCUGAGUCAUCGCUGGGCUGGCCAGGCAGAUAGAAACAGACUUCUGGGGGGGCCAGUUAGAGGGGCACAAGAGGGCAUGCACUGAGCAUGCUCUGAAAAGUACAGGAAGGGAAUUAGUUGUUGUGACAGGACACAUCCAGGAACUUUAGUGACGCAAUAUGUCAUGUUGCCAAGUUUUCACUCCCUUAUUGACGUACGUGUCCCCUGGUAAGUUUGGCGAUACUAAUGAAGAAUCUGCAGGCUUGGAGCGUGCCACGAUCUCAAGAAUUCACAACUUUACAUCGUUUAGGACAUGGAGAGGGAGGGAGAUGUUAGCUGAGAGAUAACGAGACAUGUUGCUCCAUGUUUGGCUCCACCACAACGACCCCCCCCCCCCCCACACACACACACACACACACACACACAUACACACACACACACACAUACACACACACACACACACACUUUUUUGUGGUUUUCUGUGAUCUGUUGGACCACAGUCUUUAACUCCCCCCACACCAACGCGCACACACGCAUACUUCCUGUAUUAAGAAUAGGUCCUUCUCUGCUGCACGGGAGGAAGAUGCAGUGAUUCUCAGCCGGCCUGGUUACUGCAAUGAAUGGUAACACUAUACAUCCAUCCAACACCACCACAACAGCAGGAGGAGGCCCAGGCGUGGCAGCAACCCCGAGAGGCUGGAGGGAAUUCUGCGAGUUGCAUGCCAUUGCCACAGCCCGGCAGCUGGCUGGACAGUAUCGGAGCUUUGCCAGAGAGUGGCCACAACAUGACGUUCUUCCACCAGAGACCUUUUCCAAGCAGUUCACCGACCUCUUCCAGCAACACUUCUGCUGCGAGGUCGACAAAGAUGGCACAUCGGUCAACCAGAACAUGUGCUCUACCACUGUCAGUAGUGCCUCCUCUGCUACUCCGGUGGCCCCUCCACUUCCAUCACAGACCGUGAUGAGUCGAUUGCGGAUCACAUCUUUGUCUGAGGUGCAGGACUAUCGGGAGCCGGGAAGGCCAAGCGGAGGAGCUGCUCGUUUUACUGUGGCGUCGCCUAAAGUGGAGCCUGUAGUGGUGACUCGUGAACAGGAGCAGCCACUGCGUUGUGCUUCAGGAAACCCGGUGGUUCCCAGGGGGUCAUCUCGUAGUAUUGGCAGCGGGUCACUGCCUAUUCGUAGCCGGAGCAACGAAGAGGUCUCCGGCAAUGAUCGUCGCCACGUAUCUGAACGGUACUCUUCAGACUCCUUAGCCUCCAGCCCUGACCAUGCAGAUGUCACACAUUUCCCCGUCAGUAAAAUCCAGCAGACCGUGAGACUGCUCUUAAAGAAACAGCCCCACCCAAGCUCCCCCUCAUCCCAGGACCUGUCUCCUAGCACCCCCAGCCCCACCACCACCAACAAUCUCCUAAAUAAUGGUGAUAGAGUGGGAGUGGUUUCCUCCAUGAAUGAGGAUUUGUCAUCCUCCUCUUCAUCCUCCCACUCUUCCUCUUGCCUGAACUCUGAAGCCACACCCCCAGCCUCUUCACGUGUGGCUGAGUUAGCCUCUCAACUCCUGGGUCGUUUACGCAGUGGAUGGUUACGCAGUGGAAGCAUGAGGCAGAGAAGGUCGGAGGUGAGCGGCUGCUGUAAAGAGGGCCAACUGAGGUACUUGCUGGUGGAUGACACUAUCUCGGAUACACAGCCACACUGGCAACGCUGCCGCCUGCUGGUCAGGAGGAUCAGGGAUGCUCGAGGAGGAGGAGGAGGAGGAAGGGAGAGGUACCAGUUGGAGCUCUAUGAUCCUCCAAAGGCCUCCAGCCCCAAGCUGACGACUCAGUGCUCAGAUAUCCAAGAAGUCCGUCGUUGCAACCGUCUGGAGAUGCCUGACAACUUCAACACGUUUGUUUUAAAGGUUAAUCGCAGUAAUCUGAUAUUUGAGACGGACAACGACCAGCAGGUCAGCUCCUGGACCACAGAGCUAAAAGAAUGUAUCAGCAACAGGUCAGGCAGUGUGGAUCUGGAGCCCCUCCCCUCCCCAGCUGACAGCUCAGCUCCAGCCAAUCACCGAGGGAACUCUGACUUAGGGAGUCAAAACCCCGUCACCUUUGCCCUGCCGGAGCAGGUGAUCCAGAAGACCGAUCACUUCCUGCUCUCCUACCCCUGGUUCCACGGGCCCAUCUCGCGCGUCAAGGCAGCCUACCUGGUUCAGAGCUCUGGACCAGAGGGACACGGAGUGUUUCUAGUCCGACAGAGCGAGACACGCAGAGGAGACUACGUCCUCACGUUUAACUACCAGGGCAAAGCAAAACACCUGCGCCUCUCGCUCACAGAAUGGGGUCAGUGCCGGGUGCAGCACCUGCGCUUCCCCUCUGUCAUGGACAUGCUCAGUCACUUCCGCCUCUUCCCCAUCCCGCUGGAGUGUGGAGCCGCCGGUGCCGUCACGCUGUCCAGCUUCGUGGUGGCGGGUUCCAGCCCUCCGUCACAGGGUCAGCUCUCAGGCGCCCUCCUCGUCCCCUUCUCCCUCCAUCGGUGGAGCUCUGAGCCCAGCUUGGCUCAUUGCAGCCUGGCUCGCACCUCCAGUCAUCCCCCAUCCUCCUGCUCCACCAGCGGCAGCACCAACCCCAGCACCCAUUCUGUUUCCCAGCCGCAGAACCACCCGUUCUCCCGCACCAGCCAUGUCCCUGACCCUCCUCCAUCGGCCACCGCUCCUCUGCAUCGGAGCGAGUCGGUGGGGAGGAGACCCCUGCUUCGCCACCCCAACCCUCACAUCCCUCAGCGGGACUCGGACUACGAGCUGGAGCCUGAACGAGGUCGCAAGCGGGCGAUAGACAACCAGUACAUGUUGCUCUGACCUGCUGAGAGAAACGCCUCCAUCACCUCUUUGACAGACACACGAUCGUGUUCACUUAAUAUGACACAUUUCAUCACCUCCACCCUGCUCCACGUGGGUGUGUGAGACUCUCCGAGCGCAUGAUGCUGACCUGAUUUAAGAAGACUCACGAGCUUGAGCGAACAAAUCUUUGUCUGAUGAAGGCGCGUGCACACAAACACAUUGUGAAUGUAUUUUUUGGGAGUUUUCUAACAGUGUUGAUAGGAUGAUGAUUCUUGUUUUUUGGCUCUGUGUGAGAGAGGGUAAGCUACGUGUGGAGCUGUCCUCGAGCCCGGGCAAAAAAAAGGAAAAAAAAAAGAAAAAAAAAUUAAAUUUAUCAGUUAUUGUGAAUUUACAGAGGUGCGCUUGAUUUAACUAACCUGAUCUGAGGGGAAGGCACUGCCUGCAAAAUUGGUUAAAUCAAGUGCCCCUUGAAAAUAUUUAAAAGACAUUUAAUCUUCACACACAAAACUUUGUGUGGAGCACACUCCCUUUUUUUUAUACGGACACAAAUGAAAAAGCACUCUAUUUUAGAGUGUCCAUACACUCUUUAAUACUCCUCCUCUUGCGCAUUAUUAUAUAGUGAAGUGCACAAAGCUUUCAGUGCACUUUGGAAACAAUGUGUAUUUUUUUCUAUACACAGAUUCUUUUGUAGAAAAAUUAAAAAAAUAAAUAAAUAAAUAAUGUAAGAAAGGGGAAAAUUUGAUUAAAGUCAGUUGGAAAGCUGAUGUGCUUCCACCUCCUUCAAACCUUCGCUGAAGCAAAUACAGAGAACCACAGAAAUGAUCCUAGAUCAGCGUUCAUCAGCACGAAAGCAGUGGGAACUUGUCCCUGUUUCUGGUGUGUGUGUGUGUGUGUGUGUUGAUGUUUGUGUUAUGGCGUGUGUGAGAUGAUUGAGAGUCUGAUCCGUCAGGGUAUUUGUGCUGAUCUCGUUCUGGUACAGCAGCCUGUGUAAAUUUAUGUCCUGAAAGUCAGUGCAUUUCCACUGGUGUCUUUGUAUCGUCACGUCACCAAAGGCAUCAUGUGCGCAAAAUUAGCUUUUGAGUGAGUGCUACAGAAGUAAUUUCCUCUGCAAAAUCAAAGAAAAUGUAUUGAUUUAAAUACAGUAAUAUAAUUAAUAUAUUUUUGCCAACCUGAACAGCUGUUUGGAUGGAUGGUAAUUACCAUACUAGUUGUAACACGAAGUCACCUUUCUGAACAGCUUGAAAUCACAAAAGACAUUUUAUGGCAUCAAAUUCAUUUCUAGCAAGUGCAGAGCUGAGCUUUUCUCUACAGCUGGUGAUCUUUUGUCAUCUGGGCAACAUGGGGGGGUGGACCUCCAUGUGCAGACCAAAGCAAAGGAGGCCUGGAAUCCAGUGAGUCCAGUAUUUGACGAGACCAAAAUCAUUUGCCUCAGCUUGUCAUUUCAGUUGUGUGGAUUCUCAUCAUAAGUGAAGGUUGAAGCACUGGAAACUUCAGUCCCAAUUCGAAAUGUCUGACACCUUUUUCGAACCAGUUCUGUCAUGGUUUGAUGAUCUAACGUUAAACCCUUAAAUGGCUCCCAAAAUUAGACGGUGAUAUGAUGCAACUCCUGAAAGACAAAGUGCCUCUGUAGAUGUUAACAUUUAUUUUCUUACAGCCUCAGGCUUCUCUUGAUUCUAGGAGUAGCAUCAUGUCUCCCAACUUUUUACACUCAUAGCAUUAAUUAUUUUUUUAGUAUUUUCUGUACAACUUCGCCAAAGUAGCCAAUAGAAAACCAAGGAGGGACUGGGUAAAUAAUAUAUUUUUACACUUUUCGUCAUUUUUGAUAGAACUUCAGUGUUUUAAAUGAGGGGGUUUGAUGAGAAAGGUUUGGUUUGCUUUGAUAGUGUCCAAAUGUGCCGCGAGAUGUUACACACUGAUAAUCUGCUUUUUGUCUCGUAGCUUCAAGUUUCUGUGGCCUUCAACUGGAUUUUAUGACCAGUCAGUAAUUUGAGGUGCCUUCUGAGUUUGUCAUCAUACCUUUAAACGUUUAAACCAGUAGUUUGAAGCCUCACUGACUAGAACAGACUAGAACUCUGGUGACUUUUGGAGGUUAUAUAAUGGAAUGCAUCCAGAAAAUUCCCAACAAAAGCGAGCAAAACGGCUGGUUUGUUCAUGGUGUUUCAUCUCGUCCACCAACCAGGUAUAAUUUUCCCCAAAGACCUGAUUUGUAACCCAAAACAACCCAAACCUUACUGUGUCUCCAUCUCCGAGAUCAGCCUGUGGCCACACCAGAUUUGUUUCGGUUACGCUCUGACUCGUGAACCUCGUCUCUCCUUCCAGAAAACACUGAAUAUCCAUUUAUUCACAUAAAGAGUAGUUUUGACACACACCAAAGACAAAAUGUCCAAUUGCCUGUAAUUUUGUUCCAAUAACUGAAGCUUCACUUCCAUUAGAAGUAGGACGCCUUUGGGAAAUAGUGUGCUAGGACAUGUCUGUUUGUCUUCUAACUUUGCUUUAACACUAACUUGAGCAGCUGAUUUUACCUUCAGUAAACUUGUGCUUAAAUGUUUGAUUUAGACCUGAUUCUGUCUGCCUCUCUGCCCUCUUUAUUAUUGUAGUUGAUUUUUUUUUUUUUUUUAAGAGGAACACAUGAAUGCAACUAAAUUUGCUCAUGAGUAUGACCAGAGUAAGUCCGCUGUGAUUACUCCUCGUUACGCAGCAAGUCAGCUUUGUCUACCAAAGGAACAAUUUUACAAUGGUUGUGUAGUUCUUUUUAAUGUAUUCUCAUGAUCAAGACUGACAUCUUUAAAGUGUUUAUAAGGGGAACAAAAACAAGGAUGUUUUUGGCAAAAGUACGGUUGGUCUUCCUGCCUUUAUGUGCCUGAGGUUAAACAAAUCGCUCAUCAACUCUGUUUCGUUUCUGCUAACGGAAAGCAACGGUAACAAAAACUAUCUCGACUAACAGUCCCCCUCUCUGCUGAUUUUAUUUCUUAGGGAGAAUGACUGUGCCUUUGCCAGAAAGCUGCUGUUGCUUUUCCCCUUUUUUUGAAAGCUCAGGGUGUGAUGUGGUGCAGAAGUUGUAUCGUGCAAUAUCUAAGAGAUGCACUGUGCUUCACACCUUUUUGUGUAUGUAGGAAACCAUCAGAACAUUGUAGAUGGGUGAAUUAAAUGAGAAUUCAUUGUUUGCACCUAUUCAUAAACUGAAAAAAUUUGACAAAUGCCAAAGUUCCCAGAAAAAAAAAAAAAAAAAAGAAGCUUUAUUUACAACCAGGACUACCACCUUUAACCAUUGCUUUUUGGCUUUUGUUUCAUGGUUCGCUCCAAUUUGUCUGCAAGAAUCGAGUUAAUGCUUAAAAAAAAAAGAAAAAAAAAUUCCCCAUGUACCUCAGGUGUCUUCAGUCCUCAGCAUUUGCUCCAGCAA